Molecule: messenger RNA, 618 nt
Organism: Anopheles bellator
Lineage: Eukaryota; Metazoa; Arthropoda; Insecta; Diptera; Culicidae
Product: RNA-binding protein 48
Exons: 1
Coding region: 1-618 (205 amino acids)
Cellular component (GO): nucleoplasm
Molecular function (GO): nucleic acid binding
Source: RefSeq, a predicted model, not a curated record
AUGAGUAGCGCUCGUGAGAAUCCUUCCCUCCCAGCCGUAGUCGAUCAUCAUAUUCGGCAGACGUAUUGCCAAAAUCGCCCACUUUACCGUCGAUCGCGCCAGCUGACCGCCGUCCGUGUCUACUCGGUGGCCAACGAGUCGCGGCAUUUGCUCGUUUUCGGCGUACCGCAGAUCGAUUUGCUCCGGGAGCUGCGCCAAGAGUUUGCUCGGAUCGGAAAGCUUGAAACGGUCGAGAACAUCACAGCUAUCUGGCAGCAGCACCGUGACAACGGCGAAUCUGAUACGCUCACCCUCGAACCAUUCACCGAUGUAUUUCACGUUUGUUUCGUGAAGCUCGAAAAGGCUCGGCAAGCGAAGCGGUCGCUCGAUGCGCGCAACUUUUACGGUGGCGUUCUGCACAUUUCCUACGCACCCGAGCGGGAAACGGUGGCCGAAGUGCGCGCCAAGCUGUCACAGCGAAGGUCAGAGGUGCGGUACCGCACAAAGGGUGGCCGGCUAAAGACAAAGCCGAAGCAGGCGCCAUCACUCGAUCCUGUUGGUGGUGUUGGUGAUCGUCGGCCCGGUAUUCGAUCGGGCAAUGCCAUACCACAUCACAGACAAGCAGGACGACGGCCUUGA